UAAUAUUAUUAAAUAUACACUAAUAACAUGGUGUUAAUUGGACAGGACAUGUUCAUAGCCGGCACAAACGGCCCCGCAAGCGUUCUGGAGUGGUCACUAGCGGAGCUGGUGAGGAACCCACACGUAUUCAAGAAAGCAAGAGAAGAGAUCGACGCAGUUGUGGGCAACACAAGGCUGGUGAAAGAAUCAGACAUUCCGAAGCUACCGUACCUGCAAGCAGUGGUGAAGGAAACCCUAAGGCUGCACCCACCCACCCCAAUCUUCGCGAGGGAAGCCAUGCGAGCGUGCCAAGUGGACGGCUACGACAUUCCCGCCAACUCCACCAUCAUGAUCAGCACGUGGGCCAUAGGGAGAGACAAAAGCUACUGGGACAAGCCUCUCGAGUACAACCCCGAGAGGUUCUUGCUUGCUGACGACCCUGGCAAGGCCAGAAUCGACGUCCGGGGACAGUACUACCAGCUGCUGCCCUUCGGCAGCGGCCGGAGAAGCUGCCCCGGCGCCUCGCUGGCCUUGCUCGUCAUGCAGGCCACGCUCGCCAGCUUGGUCCAGUGCUUCGACUGGGUCGUCAACGACGGCAAGAGCCACGAGGUUGACAUGACGGAGGAAGGGAGGGUCACUGUGUUCUUGGCCAACCCUCUCAAGUGCAGGCCUGUUCCACGUUUUACUCCCUUCGCUGCUGCUGCUGCUGCUUCAACAUGAAUGUCUUGUAGUGAUUCAUUGGUAUCAUAGACAUUUACUUAAUAAUUUCUCGUGAGAUAUGUGGUUUCAUGAGUUAUGUUUUUUUCUGCGUUUUUUUUUAAUUAAAAAAUAUAUAUAUUUACUGUGUUUUUUUUAGUGCUUUGUGUAAACUUGGUGACAGGGCUGUUUAAUUAAUUACGAAAACAAGUGUUUACUUAUUUCCUGUCCGUUUCUCCUAGGGAGCAUAUUUUGGGUGAAGACAUUCUCCUCGAGGUCGAAAGAAAAUAGCAUUCUAAUGUACGAAAAAUUAGAAAGAAAUGAGAAUUAUGUAGCUUGUCGGGGAUA
Messenger RNA from Cajanus cajan (pigeon pea), 1023 nucleotides. The record is from RefSeq and is a predicted model, not a curated record. NCBI's taxonomy places the organism in Eukaryota, Viridiplantae, Streptophyta, Magnoliopsida, Fabales, Fabaceae.